AUGGACUUGAGCGUCAACAGUUGCGUUUCGAACCCAGUGGAAGAGUCUCAACGCCCCAUAUUGCAUAUUGAGGCUCGAGUGAAAUGUGCUAGUGAUGGCAUGAUCGUUCGCACUGAUUUGGUUAGGGAUGAGGUUACAGAAUGGCUUCACAACAACUUCAUCGUGAUGUCUGUUGAUCAGUUUAUCAAUUCUUUCGGAGGUCUAAGCGAACCACAUGCCCAAGCCCUGGAGUUUAAACUCGUGACCGAAUGUAGCGGCGGCAAUCUGGAGUCCGGUGCAUAUCGACUUCAGGAUGUCCAAUUGGACGUUCAAGUGUACCAACUGCGUACAAAAUCGGAGCGACAAAGCUUGCAGAAGACCAGUGCACUUGAGGAUUCAACAGAAGCCGGGGGUGGAGUCGCUACGGCAAGAGUCCUGGCCUUACCGAGCAUAGAUCUGGAGGGACUAUGGGAGACGUUGGAUUACGAUCAACCAAUUCAGUCGACGCUUCUUUCGGCUACAAGCAGAAUGGUCUCGUUUUCUGCUCAUAAACUCGAUAAGUGGACUAUCAAUUGGAACAGGUUGAUACUCAUAUGGGGGCCACCAGGAACUGGGAAGACAAGCCUUUGUCGCGGUCUUGCCCAGAAGCUUGCAAUACGCCUGGGAAAGGAUUAUCCCCAGAGCAAGCUAUUCGAGAUCAACGCAUACUCUUUAGGAAGCAAGUAUUUCGGCGAGAGUAGCAAACUUGUGAAUGGAAUAUUUGGAAACAUUGAGACGUUUCUUCAGGAGGAAGAAGAUACAUUCGUUUGUGUGUUCAUGGAUGAGAUAGAGACCUUGGUUGCUCGGAGAGACCGGGCAUUGAGCAGCAAUGAGCCCUUCGAUGCCAUUCGAGCGGUCGAUGCGGUACUCACAGGGCUGGAUAAGCUGAAAGAACAUUCGAAUGUUAUCGUCGUCUGCACCAGCAAUUUGAUUACGGCGCUGGACUGCCUAGAGGAGUUGAGCCAGAGUGGACUCAUUGAGGGUGUUGCAUUCGACGUGGUCCAAGUUACUCCGGACGAUCCCCAGACGGCUUUGCAGUAUGUGGAGCAGGCUGCGGAACACCUCACCAUCCCGACUUUUGACGAAGUGCUGCUGCACUAUAGAUCGUUCCCCGAUGCUAUACCCACGCUACUUGCUAAUGCUGUCUUUGAAAGUGAGGGGCUUAGCGGUCGCACGGUUCGAAGACUACCCGCUCUAUCGUUGAUUCUUUAUAGUAACGGUACCCGAUGCGAUAUUCGGACAGCGAUUGAGGCGCUGCGUAUGGGGAUAGCGUCGGAAUGGCAGGCUAAGACGGAGGCGACGAUGACUAUGGCGGAAGAGCAGCUCUCGGGAACAACACAAGCCAAUGGCCAAUGA
Molecule: messenger RNA, 1374 nt
Organism: Aspergillus vadensis CBS 113365
Lineage: Eukaryota; Fungi; Ascomycota; Eurotiomycetes; Eurotiales; Aspergillaceae
Product: putative pachytene checkpoint component Pch2
Exons: 8
Coding region: 1-1374 (457 amino acids)
Biological process (GO): meiotic recombination checkpoint signaling; reciprocal meiotic recombination
Cellular component (GO): nucleus; chromosome
Molecular function (GO): ATP binding; ATP hydrolysis activity
Source: RefSeq, a predicted model, not a curated record